Messenger RNA from Carassius auratus (goldfish), 3683 nucleotides. RefSeq names its product GDNF family receptor alpha-1-like. Gene Ontology annotation, molecular function: signaling receptor activity. The record is from RefSeq and is a predicted model, not a curated record. Gene Ontology annotation, biological process: nervous system development. Lineage: Eukaryota; Metazoa; Chordata; Actinopteri; Cypriniformes; Cyprinidae. Gene Ontology annotation, cellular component: external side of plasma membrane; signaling receptor complex. The transcript is spliced from 9 exons. Bases 254 to 1672 code for a protein of 472 amino acids.
UUCUGCCUGUUUGUUACAUUGUCUAUGAGUCUAAAUCCAAGAAACCAUUCCAUAUCUGUUAGUGACAGUUUUGGACCAGGUUACGGGAAUUUUGUUUGUUUGUUUUUGUUUUUAUGUUAUAGCCCACUCUGGAUGUAGCAUACACUGUGACCAACGAUGUUUCAAUGGACCUGAAUGAGGAAGGAUUAUUCUUUUCAUCGUCAAAACAAUAAAUUGCGUGUUUGAACGAACUUACCAACGGACAAAAAGCGCAAUGAUCAUCGCCGUGAUUUACCUCGUUUUACCGCUGCUGGAUGUGCUGCUAUCUGCCGAGGAGUCUUACUUGACUAGCUCAAACCGGCUGGACUGUGUGAAGGCGAACGAGCUGUGUUUGAAGGAGCCGGGAUGCAGCACAAAGUACCGAACUAUGAGGCAGUGCGUGGCGGGGAGGGAGAGCAACUUCAGUAUGGUGACUGGAGUGGAGGCGAAGGAUGAAUGCCGGCUUGCACUGGACGCUUUAAAGCAGAGUCCUUUGUAUAACUGCCGCUGUAAAAGAGGCAUGAAGAAAGAAAAGAACUGCCUGCGCGUCUACUGGGGGAUCUAUCAGCAUCUACAGGGGAAUGAUUUACUUGAGGAUUCUCCAUAUGAACCUGUGAACAGCCGGCUUUCUGAUAUAUUUCGACUGGCUCCCAUCUAUUCAGGUGAGCCAGCACUUGCAAAGGAGAACAACUGCCUGAACGCAGCGAAGGCUUGCAACCUAAACGACACCUGUAAGAAAUACCGUUCGGCUUACAUAAGCCCCUGCACGAGCCGAGUAUCAACAGCUGAAGUCUGCAACAAACGGAAGUGCCACAAGGCCCUGCGGCAGUUCUUCGACAAAGUGCCGGCCAAACACAGCUACGGCAUGCUCUUCUGCUCCUGUCCUCUGGGGGAUCAGAUGGCCUGUUCUGAGCGCAGACGUCAGACCAUCGUACCGGCCUGUUCAUAUGAGGACAAGGAGAAGCCCAACUGCCUGACGCUGCAAGCGUCCUGCAAGACCAACUAUAUCUGCAGGUCUCGUCUGGCUGAUUUCUUCACUAACUGUCAACCUGAGCCCCGCUCUCUCUCUGGCUGUCUGAAGGAGAACUACGCUGACUGCUUGCUGUCGUACUCUGGCCUCAUUGGCACUGUGAUGACCCCAAAUUAUCUGCGUUCACCCAAGAUCAGCGUGUCGCCAUUCUGUGACUGCAGCAGCAGUGGCAACAGCAAAGAGGAAUGUGACAGAUUCACCGAGUUCUUCACUGACAACACCUGCCUGCGCAAUGCAAUCCAGGCUUUUGGAAAUGGGACAGAUGUGAGCGUGUGGCAGCCGAUGCCCCCAGUGCAAACAACCGCCUCUAUUACAACACCGUCCCAGAGGAACAGGGAUCGAGACAGAUCGCCCAACGCCAUAGAGCCGGCCACAAACAUUAACCAUCUUAACCCGGUUGAUAACUCCCUCUACCAGUUCUGCGGAAGCCUCCAGGCUCAGAUGCUGAAGACAAACAACACAAUAGAUGUGUUAUGUGUGGACCCACAGAUCAAUGACCCCAGCUCCUCCAAUGCCAUCUCCGGGAAUUCGUCCACUUGGGAGACGUCUCUAUCAGGCCUUAGCUCUCUGCUGCUCCUGCUGGCUACCUCCUUGUACUGCAUCUUCACAGCAGCAAUGCUGUAGCCACCUAACAACAUAAAACAUGGACAGUCACAAUUUGUACAAAGUCGAUCGCUGUCCCUGGUCAAUCUGUUGUAUUUGGGUACUCUCUCUUUCUCUUUCUUAGUCCCUCUCUUCCUCUCUCUUGCUGUUCUGUUUUUAAGAGCUUUUGUUGGUGUUGUUAAUGCAACAAAACAAAGUGGUCUUGGUGUACUCAAGUUUCUGUCUCUUCCCUCCUGAUUUUGCAUCGGAAGAUGAAACAUGAAAGAAAAGCGAGAGAACCUCGGAAUCAUUGCAGCAUUGUCAUGUGAUGUUGUGCUGUCUAAAGUCUGGAGGGCCAGAAAUCAUAAGGACUCCUGUAACAGCGUAGAGAGCAUAGAACCUUAUCUGUGCAUAUGUGCACUACCCAUUGCUCACUGGUACACAAAGACACAGCAAAAUUGAGACCGAAACACUAUAGAACAUAAUUCCUGAGAUGUGCCACUGACCCAUCUAUAGGUCAAACAAUCAAACAUAUCGAAAUACAUUUACAUAACAUCUAGUUGUAGAAAGUGAGAGUUUAGAGAGAUCAAGAGUUUUUGGAUGACCAACAGGACCACUUGUCUGAAAAUACACGACGGAGCUUAUUUGACAAUUUUACUCUUGUCUGUCAUGGUUUGUUUCCGUGUGGCUACAUAUGUGAAUACGUAAUGUUGUUUGUACAUCUGUUUGUUUGAAUGAAAUGAGUUCAUGGUUUGGCUGGAUGGAUAUGUCAAUAGAUCUGGGGUUUCGUAACUCCUGUGUUAACAGUUUACAGGAGAAAACAUGGACUGAGGCCAGUCAGCAGCAUUGAUUCUUGUGUAAUCAGACAAAGUGUCAAGGUUCUAUGUUACAAUUGCAUAUAUACGGAUCUUUAAAUUGCACAUCACCACUCACCAAACUAAACCAACAGAAAUCAGCAUAACUAACAAAUUAUAAUGCCUUUUUUUGAUAUUGCUUUGACAUGGAUUUUCAUACUUCAACCCAAACGAAUCAUGCAAACUAGUCAUGUGUGUUAUAAACUGUAGCCAGUUUUUUUUUUUUUUUUGUUCUGUAUAUCUAUACAAAAGUUACUGAAAGAGUCAGUAGCAGUGAUCCUUCAACACAAUUAUUUAAAAAUCAGUGAGAAUUAUUUAAAAAAAAAAAAAAAACAUACCCAGAAGUCUUAUAUAUGUCAGUAUGAGGCAUGUGCAGUUUAAUCACCUCAGCAUAACAAGUUAAAAGAGUCUGUGACAUGCUGCUUUGGUUCAUGUGGCAUUUUCAACAAAAAUUAUGUAUUGUUGUUUUCCACAUUAUUCAUAUGACAUUUUAAGUGCUACAUAAGAAAACACACAAACAUAUAUGUACUUCUACAUGAACUAUAUUUGUAGAGCCUACUAUAUUUGAAUAGGGAUCUGGUUAUAUGAUAUAUGAUCAUAUUGGAUGAUGAUGUAUGGCUUUUCUCAGUAACUUUAUAUACAGCAUAUAUUUUUGUUUAGAGAUUACAGUACAAAUUGAAGACUUGCAUCUGUCCUGUCCUACAUCCCAAAUGAAGGAAAUGUACAACAGUCAUUUAUUAACUAUAACACCAUGUUAUUGUUUUAUUAUAAGCCAAUAAGCAAGAAAAAAAUAUCUUAUUUUUAUAUCUUUUCGCAUUAUGAGUUUAUUUAUUGUCAUAUUGUCUUUUUUGCUAGUAAGCAGUACAGGAACUUGAGGGAAAAAAAAAAAACAUGCAUGAGUGAUGGAAAUGCAAUAAUGGCUAUUGGAUGCAGUGUGUUAUAAAGUUUACACAGGCAUUCGGUGGUGGUCUGCUGCAUUUGGCUUUGGUUGCAACAUGAAGUUGCUGUGAAUGUGCUUUAGAUAAGAGCUGGACAGUAAGAUCCCCACAUUGUAAAAACUAUAUUUCUCUACAUCCACAUCUUAUUGCUCCAGAGAAUUUACAAAUGAAACAAAAGACUCUUCCACAAUGUCACAUUUCUUCUUAGCUUGUGAAAAUGUAAAAAGUAUUCUAUGAAAACGAUUAAAAAUGUUGACUCAU